Molecule: messenger RNA, 1421 nt
Organism: Nylanderia fulva
Lineage: Eukaryota; Metazoa; Arthropoda; Insecta; Hymenoptera; Formicidae
Product: XK-related protein 6
Biological process (GO): apoptotic process involved in development; phosphatidylserine exposure on apoptotic cell surface; engulfment of apoptotic cell
Cellular component (GO): plasma membrane
Source: RefSeq, a predicted model, not a curated record
GAUUAGCAAGUUAGGUUGGGUUAGCACAAAGAAAAACAUGGAAUAGUGUCGCGACGACGCGAGUGAAAUUAUUUUUUAGUAGUGUUUUAUGUUUGAAAAGUAACGGAAUAUCAAAAACAGAGAAGAGGACCAUGGAAGAGAGGAAGCACAGACAUUAUCUUCAUCAUCUCAUUAAUGUAUUCCCGACUAUCCACGUCGACGUCGACGUCGACGUCGACAUCGACAUCGUGGACAGACCACCUAACGCUCGCAUAAACCAGCUGGACAUUUUCCUUCUGGCUUGUUCCAUACUUAUGCAUAUUGUGGAUAUGUGUUUCGAUUAUAACAUCGCUGUUCAAUAUCUUUUGGUUGGCCAAGUAACAUAUUUCGUUUGGACAAUUUGCCUUAUCCUGAUUCCAUCCUUGAUAAAUGUUAUAAUCAGCAAAAGGAUGCAACAUCAAGAUAAAGAAAGAAAUUCUAAUGCAGAUGCACUAGAUGAUCAUAAAACAACGCGUUUAAUGAUCACAAGUAAAUUAUAUUUCGCGAUUGCUGUUGUCUUCCAAUUAGCGCCAGUUAUACAUUAUUGGGAAACUUUGAAGUAUGCGUUAAAAGCACGAAAAUGUGAGAAAUCUGGAGAUCGUACCAGUGAAAGACGAUAUUACUUGAAAAUGCUCAAAGAAGAUCAAGAUGUUGCAUUGCUAAGGGUAUUUGAAUGUUUCUUGGAAGCUGCACCGCAACAAAUUCUGCAACUCACUCUAAUGCUAAAGCAUUAUGAUAAUAGGAUUAAUCUUGCAUUGGUACAUCAAGCAGGUAGCAUUAUCAGCUCACUUGUGAGCAUGGGUUGGGCAAUGGCUAGUUAUCAUCGCAGCAUUCGAUUAGCUCAACAAGAUAAAUCUAAUAUCAGUACCAUAGGAACUAUUUUACAAUUUUUCUGGCAUUUUCUUAUUACAGUGGCAAGGAUCUUAUCGCUCAGUGUCAUUGCAAGCAUCUGGCCUGUAUAUACCAUAAUAUAUUGCAUAAUACAUUGGCUAAGUAUGACAAUAUGGAUUUUGAUAGAUUCCCAUGGAAUAUUGGAAUUUUGUCGGACUUACAGUCAUCCACCACAUAUGCAGCCUACAAUUAAAGAACGCAUUUAUUCCAUAUUAUUUGCUUCCGUUAUUGGCAUAGUUCAUAUUUUUAUAUAUCUCAAUGCUGUAGAUAGCAAAACAUUUUGGAAACAUCUAUCUUUCUAUGUUAUCUGCUUUUUUGAAAAUAUUGCAGCAAAUUUAUUAUGGCAAUAUGCUUGUCCUCCUGCAGUUAAAGAGGCUUGGUACUUUAAUAUAAUCUUUAUUAUUUGUAUCAUUUCCUUUUUCUUGGGAAUUACAGCAAUGCUUUUGUACUAUACUGUCUUUCAUCCCUCAAAAAGACAACAUACUUCAAACGCACCAGUUCAAGCAAUGUAA